Glarea lozoyensis ATCC 20868 is the source of this 3315-nucleotide messenger RNA. RefSeq names its product WD40 repeat-like protein. The record is from RefSeq and is a predicted model, not a curated record. Gene Ontology annotation, molecular function: protein binding. Bases 1 to 3315 code for a protein of 1104 amino acids. The transcript is spliced from 7 exons. NCBI's taxonomy places the organism in Eukaryota, Fungi, Ascomycota, Leotiomycetes, Helotiales, Helotiaceae.
AUGGCUUUACAGCAGACCCAGCCUCAACCCCAACCUUCAUACAUCCUUCGCGGUCAUGCAUCGCAGAUACAUUCGACUUCCUUCAUUCGACAAAACACCAGACUCAUCACAGGCGAUGCGGAAGGAUGGAUUGUGAUUUGGAGUAUCGCCAUUAAAAGACCCGUCGCUGUGUGGAGAGCGCACGAGGGUUCUAUUCUUGGAACAGGUGCGUGGGGUACCAACAAAAUUAUCACGCAUGGAAAAGACAACAAAUUAAUAGUAUGGCAAUUAUCGGAGGAAGAUGAGCAAGCAAUGAGUAUAGUUCUUCCGGUUGAUACUCCACCAGAGCCGCGAAAACAGCCAUGGCUUCUUCACGUGCUUGAUGUAAACACUAUGAAUUUCUGUUCAUUUGCUCAAGGUUCAGCGGACUCGUCGACGUCUUCAAGCGAUGGCGCCGGAGAAGAGCUGCUGAUAGCAGUCCCCAAUACAAUAAGCUCUGAAUCAGUCGACAUUUUCCAUCUUCCAUCGUCAAAACGAUUACACACGGUAUCACAUCGAGCUGCAUUCAAAGGAGGCAUGGUUAUGGCGAUUUCAAUUUUUCAUCAUCCAAAAUCCCAAAAUCUUACCGUCAUAGCAGGUUAUGAAAGUGGUCAUACGGCGAUAUCGGAAUUAUCUUCCACCAACUGGAAAACGCUCUACGCAGCUCGGUCACAUACCCAGCCUGUUUUGUCCCUUCAAGUGGAUCCAUCUAGAGAGUUUUGCGUUUCAUCUUCUGCGGAUGCUAUCAUUGCUAAGCACCCAGUGCCUUCGGUGCCAGAAGACACUGUCAUGGCCGUCAUAAGUAAGCCACUUAAAACCGUCCAGACCAAGCACUCUGGACAGCAAGAUUUGAAGAUCAGAAGCGAUGGCAAGAUCUUUGCGACUGCUGGAUGGGACUCUAAAGUUAGAGUCUAUUCUGCUAAAAGCAUGAAAGAGUUAGCAGUCUUAAAAUGGCACAAUGAAGGCUGUUUUGCUGUGGCGUUUGCUGUCGUAUCCAGCGCUACCGAGUUGCACUUCCACACUAAUGAAUCCCCUACUGGAACUGCCCUUACAAAAACCGUUGCGGCCAUGACCGUGAAAGAAGAGAGACUUUGGAAAGCGAAGACUGCUCACUGGAUCGCAGUCGGGAGUAAGGAUGGCAAACCCCGUAUUGAUGAGUUGUGCCAUCCUAGCUUUCUGGUCCGACAAACUUCGAAAGACAGCAAAUUUCGAGCUUCUGCGCUAUAUCGUAUCCUAGGCAUCUCCGACACUUCUAAAUCCGUGGAAGCAUCCAAACUUCAUGCCUUGUGUCAAACCUGUCGCAAGGCUUUUACCAGCACCGUGAGCAGUCCAUUGCUGCUGCCGCUUUCCCCCAGUCACGACGCUGAAUUUGAUUUCAUGCUUCAUAGCUCAUUUUUUUCGUUGAAGGUGUCUGUCGACGAGUUUUGCCACUUCUGCACUAUCGUCUGGGAAUACCUUUUUUUGAACUCCGAUCUAUUUCCGCUCUCCCCUACUUUGCUGGAAGAGCUCUUGAAGGCAGAUGAUAGUCCGGUAUAUCUUAUACUCACGGCAAACCGAUGGCCUCGCGGACAAGACGGCCGAUCAUAUAUGGUCUCUUGUCCUCGCAUCUUAGAAUGGGGUUUCACCGACAAUCCCUCCUUUUUCGAACACCUUGUUAUUGCCCCCAACAAUCAUGACAUCCUUGACCCUUACUCUCGACCACAUCCUGCUCAAGCAUAUAUCAAUACUUCUUCGGUGGAACACAGUCUUUUGGUAAAAUACUGGUCCGAAACAUGUAUUUCCCAGCAUCAAGUAUGCCAGAAGACUCAACACUUUGUCCCUACGAGACUGAUUCUCAUAUCUGACGAUGGCACUCACGUUCGCCUUUGUAUCACUAAAAACGACCACAACUGUAGUGUCUACGUAACACUGAGCCAUUGCUGGGGUUCUGCGAAAGACGUACCGAAACUCACGUUGUCAACUCUCACUUCUUUCACUCAGUCAAUGCGAGUCCAGACUCUUCCGAGGACUUUUCAAGAUGCAAUUGCUAUUACCAGAAAUUUGGGUGUCAAAUAUAUCUGGAUAGAUACAUUGUGUAUUAUCCAGGAUUUCGAAGCUGAUUGGAUACAUGAAGCUGGUCUGAUGGACUCUUUGUACGAAAAUUCUUUUUGUACCGUAGCUGCUGCUUCGGGACACAAUCCACAUGACGGCAUAUUCAUUUCUCGAGACCCUUUACGCUACUUCCCAUGUUGUAUUCCUCACCAGAACGAAAAAUGGUACGCUCUACCAUCGAUGGAGACCGGAAGUCAAUCUGUAAGGGAGACACAUCUCAAUUCGCGGGCAUGGGUCUAUCAGGAGGUCAUGUUAUCGCCUCGAGUCAUCUAUUAUACGACUCAAGGGGUUUUCUGGUCAUGUCGGCAGGGCGAAGCAACAGAGGGAGACUACCGAGGCAGGAAGCAUACGUCAGAUGGCGACGGCACACCACUUUUCCAUGGAUCUAUAGCUAAGGAUGUUCGCCAUACCCUGGUGGGUUCAAAGCGUACCACUAGUCAUUCUCGCAUUGCACCAUUCUCUGGCUCAUCUAGUCUUCAAGUCCUUUUCCAGGACUCUAGAGAAUUAAUUGCCAAUACACAGUUUUCAUCCAUCAAACCGGGGCUGUUACAAGAGUCACCGGUCACAGCGCCAAAAUCAUGCAGUUACCAAUGGUUAAGUAUUGUUGUGGAGUACAGCCGACGUAAUUUGACUAGAUCGAGUGAUAAACUAGUCGCUUUGUCCGCUAUUGCAAACAGGCUUGCUAAAUCUUGGAAAUACGCAUAUCUUGCGGGUCUGUGGAAAGAAAGUCUAUACUAUGAUCUACAUUGGAGUGAAACGACUACAAAUCUGGCAGAAAUUAUAUCUGUCUCCGUCCAAACUCGCCCCGAGGACAUCUACCAAACGGGUCAAGUCUCGGACGGUACUCUCGUUAUACAGGGAAAGCUCAUCAACGGCCUUACCGUCUGCAAUGAAGCAAUAGUGGGUCUUUUACGCUUCACCACCGAUUACUCCGCGCAUUAUAAAUCCAGCUUCUUCUUAGAUACGCAUAGUGUUUAUCCCAAAGUGCCUGCUCGAGCUUGCUUCUUACCACUAACUCUAUUCCAAGACACAGAUCGGCCCGGGCAUACUUGGCUAGAUGGAUUAGUAGUCGUGGAACGAGAAACUCCGCAUGAGGGAAUCUUUGAUCGGAUUGGGCUUUUCAAGAUUGUCAGUUAUGGUGAUAAGGAAAGAUUAAUAAGGGAUUUUGCAUGCGAUAUCGAAGAAAGAGAGGUUGUGUUGAAGUAA